This is a messenger RNA of Humulus lupulus (European hop), 3206 nucleotides long. RefSeq names its product protein ENHANCER OF LHP1 1. NCBI's taxonomy places the organism in Eukaryota, Viridiplantae, Streptophyta, Magnoliopsida, Rosales, Cannabaceae. Gene Ontology annotation, molecular function: chromatin binding; protein binding. Gene Ontology annotation, biological process: mitotic cell cycle; DNA-templated DNA replication; DNA repair. Bases 158 to 3085 code for a protein of 975 amino acids. Gene Ontology annotation, cellular component: nuclear replication fork. The record is from RefSeq and is a predicted model, not a curated record. The transcript has 12 exons.
UCCAAAACCCAAUUUCCCGCCAAUGCUCCCAAAACCUAAUAAUAAACCGAAUUCCCAUUUCUUUCGAGCAACAUAAAGUAAACUAAAACCGCUUCCCAUUCUCAUAGAUCUACUACGCUACACUACAAAUCCUUGUGAGACUUUUCAACUCACCACCAUGAAAGUCCGAUCGAUGAAGCUGAGAGAAGCUCACAAAGCUCCGAGCAAUGGACGCCCUUCGUUUUGCUCGGUGUUGUGGGACCAGCAAGCCCGCCACCUGGUCACCGCUUCCUCUUCCGACCCAACCAUCUCCAUCCACGACCCUCUUCUUCCUUCGGCUGCUCCCAAGCUCCUCCGCCACCACCGCGACGGUGUUACUGCCCUCGCUCUCAGCCCCAACUCCACCUGCCUCGCUUCCGGUUCGGUGGAUCACUCCGUCAAGCUCUACAAGUUUCCUGGGGGGGAGUUUGAGACUAACAUAACCCGAUUCACCCUGCCAAUAAGGGUUCUGGCAUUUAAUAAAUCAGGAACCAUGUUGGCUGCUGCUGGGGAUGAUGAAGGAAUUAAGCUUAUCAACACAGUAGAUGGUUCAAUUGCUAGAGUUCUCAAAGCGCAUAAAGGACCUAUAUCUGGCUUAGGUUUUGACCCCAAUAGUGAAUACUUAGCUUCUAUUGACUCCACUGGUACCCUCAUAUACUGGGAACUUCAGUCCGGAAGUACCAUUCACACCCUUAAAGGCAUUGCUCCUGACCUUGGUCUAGACCCUUCUGUCAUGAAUGUAAUCGGCUGGAGUCCUGAUGGGGACACCUUAGCUGUUCCGGGGUUGAGAAAUGAUGUGGUAAUGUUUGAUAGAGACACAGCUGAGAAGCUAUUUUCUCUAAGAGGUGAUCAUACACAACCUAUUUGCUUCUUGGCUUGGUCACCGAAUGGUAAAUACAUGGCUACUGCUGGUUUAGAUAAUCAGGUUCUGAUUUGGGAUGUUGAUAAAAAGCAGGAUAUUGAUAGGCAGAAAUUUGAUGAGAGAAUUUGUUGUUUGGCUUGGAAGCCAACGGGCAAUGCACUAGUUGUUAUUGAUGUUAUGGGCAAGUAUGGUGUGUGGGAAUCUGUUGUUCCGUCAUCUAUGAAAUCUCCCACGGAAGAUAUUCCAAAUUUACAUUUGAAGAAUAGUAAUGGGCUUCUUUUCUUUGAGGAAGAGGAUCAAGAGCUUAGUGUCUCAGGUAGUCUAAGUGAUCUUGGUAAAGAUAGCCUUGGUGAAUCUGAGCCACCUAGCAGGAAGAGAAUAAGGAAGCAUUCUACAUUUGAAAGCGAUUUAGAGGAGGAUGGCUUUGAGGAAAUGAGUUUGCCUCUGAAAGUCAAAUCUCAUAAAAAAACACAUCAUAUGCAUAAAGUUAGCAAAGAAGAUGCAAGUGAGGGACAAAAAAGCAAAGUGACAUCUUCAAGGUUCCAAAUGCAGGAGGCUUUUCAGCCAGGUGCUACUCCUAUGCAGCCUGGAAAAAGGCGAUUUUUGUGUUACAACAUGCUAGGAAGUAUAACAACAAUGGAACAUGAUGGAUACUCCCAUAUAGAGAUAGAUUUCCAUGAUACUAGCAGAGGUCCACGGAUUCCCUCAAUGAAUGAUCAUUUUGGUUUUACAAUGGCUUCAUUAAAUGAGAAAGGAAGCGUGUUUGCAAAUCCUUGCAAGGGAGAGAAGAACAUGAGUACUCUAAUGUAUCGCCCAUUUAGUAGCUGGGCGAAUAACAGCGAGUGGUCUAUGCGAUUUGAAGGGGAAGAAGUGAAGGCUGUGGCACUUGGUACAUCAUGGGUAGCUGCAGUUACAAAUCUUAAUUUUCUUCGCAUCUUCACAGAGGGUGGCUUGCAGAAGCAUAUCCUGUCCCUUGAUGGACCUGUUGUCACUGCAUCAGGCUUUGAGGAUGAAGUUGCAGUUGUUACUCAUGCUGCUGAGUGUCUACCUACAAAUGAGCAGGUGCUUGAGUUUAAAGUAUUUAAUGUAUGUGACGGGACUCAGCCACUUAAAGGGCGCUUGCCACUAACUCCUGGUUCGCAUCUAAUAUGGUUUGGGUUUAGUGAUGAAGGGCAAUUAAGCUCCUAUGAUUCAAAGGGUGUGCUAAGAGUUUUUACAAGCCAAUUUGGAGGCAGUUGGUUGCCACUCUUCAGUGCUAGUAAAGAAAAGAAGUCUGAAAACUAUUGGGUGGUUGGGUUGAAUGCAAGCAAACUAUUCUGUAUAGUUUCCAAGAAUCCCGAACUAUUUCCACAGGUUAUGCCCAAACCAGUUCUCACUCUGCUGAAUCUUUCAUUGCCUCUUGCAUCAUCUGAUCUGGGAGCAGAAGCCCUUGAAAAUGAGUUUAUUUUGAAUAGCAUGCAUCUCUCGCAGAUUCAAAAGCAAAUAGAAGACAUGUCUAGUUCUUGUUUGGACACCACAUUACUUGAGGAUGAAGCUUUCAAUGUAGAAGCAGCGCAAGAUAAAUGCAUCUUGAGGCUAAUUGCAUCCUGCUGCAAUGGUGAUAAGCUUGAGCGGGCUACUGAACUAGUUAAGCUUUUGUUGCUUGAGAAGUCGGUGAGGGGUGCCAUUAAGCUUGUUACUGUUUUGAAGCUACCAAAUCUGGCUGAACGAUUUAACAGCAUAUUGGAGGAGAGAUUGCUUAAUGAAAGUAAAGGGACCAUGCAUAGCAUCUUCCCUAGCUCAACUCGCCAUGCGUCCGCCAAAGACGUUGCAUUUCCUAAGAUUUCAUCGUCUUCUGAAAGGAGUAACCCUCUGGAACCUGAUUGUCAGUCAUCACCCCCAAAAUUAUCAGCUCCACUAUUUACUAAGAAAGCGAAAUUGCAAGGAGCUAAAGUUGAAGAGGGGAAAGCAGAAGCAAACCAAACUGCAAAGUUGGAUGAUAUUGGAAAGGGAAAGAAGAUAGAAGAGGUGAAAACUGUUGCAAAGGUUAAUCCUAUUAUUACAGGAGAAUUGAAAAAGGUUGGGGAAUUGGAACAAAUACAGCAUACUCGUCCAUUUAAUCCUUUUGCACAAUCAUCAAUCAAUCAAGAAAAGAAGGCUUCUGAAGUAGAUCAAGUACAAGCAAAUCGUCCAUCUAAUCCCUUCUUCAAGUCCUCUGUCAAGUAACUUAGUUGAUGAUUGUAAAUAUUAUGUUAUUUUAAGAUGGCAUCCAUGUAUUGGAAACUAUUAACGAGUCACUCUUGUAAUUAUGUAUUGACUAGUGAGAAAACACUAUAGCUUCUCUUUA